AUGCAAGAUGAUGAUGAUGAUUGGAGGCUAUCCCUUCUUCGCCCCUCCUCUCUCUCUCUCACUCUCCACUUUCGUGCCAUGAAGAAUUUCGUCGAUAGGACGACGACGACAACGAUGAUAUCUGCUGCAAAUGAGACAUCAUUGUCAUCAUCAUCAUCAUCAUCAUCAUCAUCAUCAUUUAUGUAUAGAGCAAGACAUAUUCCUCAAGAUGGCAAGCAUACACUACCAUUUUCCGAUUGUUUCUGA
Molecule: messenger RNA, 246 nt
Organism: Loa loa (African eye worm)
Lineage: Eukaryota; Metazoa; Nematoda; Chromadorea; Rhabditida; Onchocercidae
Exons: 1
Coding region: 1-246 (81 amino acids)
Source: RefSeq, a predicted model, not a curated record